Messenger RNA from Truncatella angustata, 2798 nucleotides. Its product is annotated as calcineurin-like phosphoesterase. Gene Ontology annotation, biological process: GPI anchor biosynthetic process. Gene Ontology annotation, cellular component: endoplasmic reticulum. The record is from RefSeq and is a predicted model, not a curated record. The transcript has 2 exons. The coding region runs from base 362 to 2536 and encodes 724 amino acids. Lineage: Eukaryota; Fungi; Ascomycota; Sordariomycetes; Amphisphaeriales; Sporocadaceae.
AAUGGUCCCAAAAUGGUCCCAAAAUGGUCCCAAAAUGGUCCCCUAACUUCCACGCCCAGGCACAACGAAGCACACUCUAUCUAACCUUACUCUACUCCAUCUGUAGACCACCAAACGCAAUCGAAUACCCCCUUGAACGAGCCACAGACGUGAUCUUCUUGUACGACGGGUAGCCCGAAGCUCGAGGCCAAAAGAAAGAAAAAGAAGGAGAAGCAGAAGGAAAAGAACAAAAGCUCGAGCAGCGGGUAAGGAGCAUACACGUCAUUCUCCCCCAGAUGGGCCUUUGAGCGCAUCUUCGAGGCCGCGUCCUCGCCUACUGUAUAUCUCUAUAGUACCUACAGCAGACCGAGGUUGAAUCAUAAUGGCGGCCACGUCUUACAGCAAUGGCUAUAGCCAUAGCAAUAGCCACAAUCCCGCCUAUGGCCUGGUCCAGAGCGCAACCAAUUCCUACUCGCCCUACAAUCGCCCACCCUCGCCGUCCUCCGCAGCCGACAGCCCCCCGUCUGCAUCGCAAAGAUUGCUGGCUCGUCUGAGGAUAUAUUGGCACGGCCGUGGAAAGAACCUGGCCUGGAACUUCCUCAUGCAGGCCGCCCGCCGCGUCAAGGCCAACCUGGCCGCCCGCCGCCUCUUGAGCUUCCCGCACCUUCUGGUUCUGCUGUGGAUGCUGGUCAUGCUAUGGGGCGAACGCUGGGCGUUCACAAGACAGGUACAGAGCUGCGACUGGGACCAUUGGGAAGACUGGCCAGAAGAAGCAGCGCCCCAUCGCUUGGUACUCGUCGCUGAUCCGCAGCUCAUUGAUCCGCACUCGUAUCCCGGGCGCCCGUGGCCCUUGAAUCCUCUCACCUAUACGAUAACGGACAACUAUAUGCGAAGAUCCUACAAGGCCCUGCAAAAGGACCUCAGGCCAGACACCGUCAUGUUCCUCGGGGACCUGUUCGACGGUGGCAGGGAGUGGUCCACCGCACACGGCGAAUUUGACGAGCCCGAGUGGAUGCGCGGAGAGCGGCCUGCCGACGAGGCCAAAUACGCAAAGAAAUGGAACAAAAAGUACGGAGAGGACUUCUGGCUGCAAGAAUACUUCAGAUUCACCGAUUUGUUUUACGCCAACUGGGCCCUGGGUGGCCUAUCUCCAGGCGCCUGGCAAAGAGGUAGGAAGAUAAUUGCCAGUCUACCCGGAAACCACGACUUGGGUUAUGGCCCCGGCGUCAAGCCGGUGGUGCGGAAACGCUUCAGCGCCUAUUUCGGCGAACCCAACAGGGUUGACAUCAUCGGGAACCAUACCUUCGUCUCUGUCGAUGCUCUCUCCUUGAGCGCCGGCACUGACCCCAAGAAGAACGAAUAUCUCAACGGCAUGAAGGCCAUUUAUAGCCCCGUCCACGAAUUCCUCGACGACGUCGGGGCCGAGAAACGGAGGGCGGCCCAAAGGGAGCUCAAGUUUUGGAAUGGGCAGAUGGAGAACUUGAACUACGAUCACAAAGUCGAGGAGAUCAGUGACGCCGCCUUGAAGCCGUUACCCUCACUAGACGCAGGCGACAAGAGUCCAGAUUUCCCAACUGUAUUGUUGUCACACGUGCCUUUAUGGCGGGACCCAGGAACACCUUGUGGUCCGUUAAGAGAACGGUCACCACCAACGAAGCCCCAAAGGGGCCAGACCGCGCCUGUCAAUCCAGACCCCCGCAAUGCCCUCCAUAGCGUUGGUCAUGGCUACCAGUACCGUAACGCCCUCACGGAAGAAGAUUCUGUUCGGCUCAUCAAAAGCAUUGGAAACGUUGUCCAGGCGUUUUCAGGGGACGAUCACGAUUACUGUGACAUAAUCCACACCGAGACGAAGAACAAAGUUCGAGAAGUCACAGUCAAAAGUAUCAGCAUGGCCAUGGGCGUUAAAAUCCCCGCGUUCCAAAUGGUCUCGCUCUACAACCCAAUCGAUGAGAAGGGCGAGUCUCUGCUUGCGGAAGGAAUACCAACCCUGCAGACACACAUGUGCCUGCUCCCCAAGCAGCUCUCGACAUACACCACAUACAUCGCUUUAGCUAUUUUGUCGCUUCUCAUCCUCGCCAUGAGAGCCUUCCUUGUGCCGGUUCUCAACCUGCAACCCUUUGCUCUUGAUGUUGUUCCGCAAACGGAUCCGUUGAGCUUGCCUACGUACAACAAGAUGAAACGAAUCGAAGCAGAUCCCGAGGACGGCUACGGUGCACCCUCUUCGGGGCACUCGACCUCAAAGUUCCUUUCCGGGCGUACAAGGGCCCGUGGGGCAUCUGUCACAUCCAAUGGCAGCGCACGUGGCAUCUCGCCGAACCCGAAAGGCGGGAAAUGGGGAUGGGGUGGCGCGUCGCGUGGCCCCCGCAUCGAGAUACGGAGAGAGCUGUACGACGGGGGCAAGUCUCGCGGUGUCCAGUGGCAAGCAUCGCGGCGGCCCAACUGGCGCUCUACACUUCAGACUCGUACCCAGCUCUUAGGGAGGGAGUUCUGGACGACGAGCUGGAGGGUCGCCUGGAUGGUGCUCGGCUUCUUCGCGUAUCUUACUUAUGAGGGAUAGCUGUACUGCAUUAUCAAGAGGGAAGAAUGUGUAUUGUUGAAUUGUUGUAUUCUAGAUCAUUGCUUAGAAAGGCGUUGGGGAGGGGUUUUUGCAUUGCACAGGCGCGGCGGCAUAAAAUGGUUGUAUAUUGCCAGAUCUGUACGAGGCAUAUUUGAAGGGAAAGUGGCACUGCACAUGGGAGCGGGACGUGUAUCAUAGGGUGCUCACCAUCGAGUCCGUCAGAGGGUAUCACAUACCUUGUCCGUAACUAAUAUAUUGGCCA